Messenger RNA from Paramecium pentaurelia, 537 nucleotides. NCBI's taxonomy places the organism in Eukaryota, Ciliophora, Oligohymenophorea, Peniculida, Parameciidae. The record is from the annotation of a GenBank genome assembly.
AUGUUUAAUAAUAAUUCUCCACUUGUGUUUUCAACAUGCAUAUAAGGACGCCAUUUUUUUGCUUUUCCUAUUUAUUUUAUUAAAUUAAAUAGUGAAACAUAAAAUACAAAAACUUAAGAGUUUAAAUUAGAAGAGAAAAAUCAUUAAAAAUAAGAAGAAAUUCAUAUAUAGUAUAAAGAGCAUACAAAUCCUAAAAUAAAUCAUAAUUCAUAUAUAUAUCCAGGACAAUCUAAAAACUAUUACAAAACUUUAGGAAAUAAAUUAUCUAUAUUUAUUCAAGAAAAUUUUGAUGAAACUGAAAUCAGAGAAGACCAAAAUAUAUAAUAAUUCAUAUAAAGAGAUAGCAAAAAAUACAAUAGAGAACAUUUUAAAUAUUUAAUAAAAUCAAAAAAAGGAAGAUAAAUCAUAAAAUUAUAUUUUGGGAAUUAUCUGUGGUGUUCGAGUGUUUUGAAAUAAGCGAGAUCUGAUAUUGAUUUUUAUCUAAAUCUGAAUUAAUAAAUAUUUAAGAAGAAAAAAAAAAAUUUAGAAAUAAAAUGA